Messenger RNA from Mollisia scopiformis, 1070 nucleotides. RefSeq lists its product as uncharacterized. Bases 33 to 761 code for a protein of 242 amino acids. Lineage: Eukaryota; Fungi; Ascomycota; Leotiomycetes; Helotiales; Mollisiaceae. The record is from RefSeq and is a predicted model, not a curated record. The transcript has a single exon.
UAGCUUAAAUCAUAAAUAAGUGAUAUAAAAAUAUGCACACACGCGACAUCCAUAGGACCAGAGUGCUGGAACUCCAUACGGGACAUUUCUACGCCCCAAAACCCACCACAUCCACAGGAACAUUCACGUUUCCUCCAAUCCCACCAUCCAGCACGCCAAACUAUUCGCCUCAGACCCAGCAACCGGUUCUCUCUUCGCCUUCAAAAGUUGACGACUCACAAAAAGGACAUCCCACGUCCCCGUCCCAAAGCGGGAAUUUCCAAAGCCCAAGAUCGCCUGCCUCAUCCCACGUCCCAAACUACCGGGAUACCUCUCAAUCUCUCAACUUCCUAUUCGAGAGAACUACCUUGCUCGCUUCACUAAUUGCUGCUGCUGUUCUCUCUUGGAGGUUCUGUCAAACGCGAGGGGCUAUCUGUCUGUCCUGUCGUAACGGGUAUCGAGGUCGAAUGAGGAAGGUUGCUCUCCCUUCCACCACACACACCGGACGCUUGGAUUUCAAAACUCGAGGGGCACGGCGAAAUGUAUGUGCGCGCGGUCGGGAUAUGCGAAACAUUACGUUACACGAAUCGAUUCCUAUCUCUAUCUGUAUCUCUUAUUUCUCAUGUUUAGUUUUGAGUUCUUAUCGAGCUGCAGCCUUUCUCCGGCCCGUCGAGAAGGAAGAAGGAGGAGGGGAAACGUUGCUUUAUCUGCCGGUACCGUAUCUGGGUAUCUUUGCCUUACCCCUAUUCUAUUUUUCACGUUGUGGCGGCUCGAAUUCUUGAGUGUGAGUGAGACAUUGUCUGCGCGGGAUGUCAGAUUACACGUGCUAGGGCUGGAGCUUCAGCUUUGCUGCCGUUAUCCGCCGUCUCCCGUGGACAUUCCCUUGGAUAGAGAGGGGCACGAGUGUUUAUUUCUUUUAUGGGAUUUUGUUUUGUUUGUCGAUGAGGGGCGAGAACUUGAUAAGGAUUUUUUUUUCUUGGAGGUGGGCUGAGAAAGAGGGGUGGUACUUUUUUGAGGCCAGAACUUGGACCCUUCUUUUUGACGUGAAAAGGAGGGAGAGAGUGUGGUAGACGUCCGAGAUAUGUAUGUAU